This is a messenger RNA of Hymenoscyphus albidus, 2461 nucleotides long. The record is from the annotation of a GenBank genome assembly. NCBI's taxonomy places the organism in Eukaryota, Fungi, Ascomycota, Leotiomycetes, Helotiales, Helotiaceae.
AUGGACGACCUACCUGAGAAGACUAUCUGCAAAACAGCAGAUGAGAGUUCGCAACUCCCAAAAAAUGAGGACACUGUAGGUCAGAGCCUCUUAGUCAAGAAGCGAGUAAUACUAACUGAUGUAUAGGCGACCACAGAAAAAACCUCAUCCGAAUCUACGAUUUCUGAGAAUGUUCAGAAGCCGACUCUUAUUACUUUGCCAGAAGAAGUUAUCGAGUUGAUCAUCAAGCAACUUCACCCUGUCCCUUCGAUGUGCUUAGCUCUCACGGCACGCAAGUUCCACCGAAUCCACAAGGCAGUCCAUGGAAAGGUCUCACUCAACAGCCGUCACGAAAACGAAUUUCUUUCAACACUCCUGGUUGACUGGUAUGAGGAGCGAGGAUUCACUUUGAUUAUAUUUGCUUCCCAAUUUGGAGGAAUAACUCGUUCUUAUUUCAGCACUUAUUACUUUAAACCCAGAUUUGUAUCAACAAAUUUGUCAAGUGAGUAGUUUAGACGUAACCUAGAGGGACUGGAGAAUUUGGAAGUUUGGGAGUCCAACGAAUAUGCUAACUACCUCGCACGAGCUGGAAAACUUUAUCCGCGUUAUUAUGGUGACAAAUGGAAUGAUGAUGAAAACGUACCAUUGAUGUGGGGAGAGGUAGUCAGUAGCUAUUAGCUCAAGAGGUAAUGCAUAAAGAAGAUGGAUUUACGCAAACAUGAAGGGAGGGAUGGAGACAGUAGAGGUCUUGGAGAGUUUGGAGGCAGGAAAUUCAUAGGUCUUAUGGAAAGGGGUGAAUUGCUAGAGACGAAGGAACUUCAAGGAGGAGUACUGAUACCCUUCCUGGCUUCUCUUAGAUAGAGUAAUCUAGUUACUUUUCAAUCCACAGAGUUCUAGCACAUGGUUCUUUACAAGCGUCUUUUGGGUAUCUUGCAGAGAACUAGGAAUUAUCUAAGCGAUUCUAGUGUAUGAUUACCAUCUAUUUUAAUUCGGAUUUUUCCAUAUUCUACCGACAGUCAAUCACCUUAAUUGUACUUAGCAACUCCCAUUUUCGCCAGAAAACAUAUUAUUGUUUACACUCUGAGAUACUUGGAUAAUGGGACGUCAGAAUAAGCGAGUAUUUGUAUGGUAAUAGAGUUGUAUAUCUUAGCACAUUGAUAGUAUACCUUCUCCUGAAACAAUGUAAUGUGAAGAGAUUUGUAUAGUGUAAGUAUAAACCCCAUUUCAAAGGAUCCAAGCUAGAUGGAGCUGAGUGGAAUAAGAUAUUUCAUCUCAACGUGAAACAACAAUGAAGCCAUUCCCAAUCUUUCUGGUUCAUAUGAACAUACGGAGGUGAAUAUAAUGAAACCGGCAGGCUUACUGCAUUGAGCGCACUCUUUCUGGAUUUUGUGCAUUCACCAUUGAUGUGAAAAAAAGCACUGACAAAGUCUAAACAGCCUAAUAUACAACCAGUAAAUUCACUGAUAAGUGGGAAAAGGUUGUUCACCAAGUAUAUGCUAGGUGAAGUGACCUUUGUCAAUAUGGCGCUCUGGGUGAUUAGCUCUAUUGAACUCUUACAAGUACAAGCUAGUAGAUCGCCUUUUCCCAACAAUUUACUUUUCCAAUCCCAGAACAACGCUGAGCCGACAAUAAUCUUUGAGCACACUCACCACUUUCUGCAGACUCGCUGUCAGUAACAUUGUAGUACUGCGCUCAACUAAAAACUCAAAAUAGAUCGAGAUCUCUGUCAGUCUUUUACUCUUAGACGAUAUCAAACUGUACACGGGUAGCGCCAGAGCACGAACAAGCCCCCUCAGCGGACACAAAGAGAGCUUUGAGUGACUAAUUACCCAGUGGAGAAACCUUUCCUGCAUCUAUGGACCAGUUGGCUACUUCAUCGCCAUCCACAGUCAGAAGGCCAUCUGAAGAAAUGUCUGAAGCACGAAAAGAUGAACCUAUUGUAAGUAGCAAGACCCAACAACUACACGAAAGGAGCAAGCUAACAUGAGGACAAGAGAAGCUAGUUCUUAGAGACUUUCCCGAAGAACUCCUUGUGCAAAUCAUGAACGAGCUCCAUCCAAUCCACUCCGUUUGUUUAGGUCUUACGGCCCGAAAGUUCUACCGCAUCCACAAAGAGAUUCAUGGCCAGGUCACAAUAAGAACCAACAAUUCACGUGUACAUAUCCAACAAGACCAUAAGAUUGUUACCUAUUUAGAAAACGGUGAUGGCAAGCUUGAGCUAUCUUCUCUAUUGGAAGCCUGGCUUACGAAGCAAGGGUUCCAAUGGAUUAUUUUGGCUCAAGAUCGCAAGUCAGAGAGAACCAGUAAACAUCUAGUUUGGGUUCUUCCUGGGCAUUAUGUGGCUGAUAAGAUAGUUCAGAUGUGGACUGGUGAGAUUCCUGAGGAUGAGGAAAUUGCAUAUGAUGGGGCAAAGGGUUAUUUUAUUAAUCAGGUGGGAAUUGAGCAUCCUAAUAUCUUUGAAUUCUCCAUAGAAAACAUGUGA